Messenger RNA from Esox lucius (northern pike), 1145 nucleotides. Its product is annotated as C-type lectin domain family 4 member E. Lineage: Eukaryota; Metazoa; Chordata; Actinopteri; Esociformes; Esocidae. The transcript has 6 exons. The record is from RefSeq and is a predicted model, not a curated record. Bases 54 to 836 code for a protein of 260 amino acids.
CAGCAGUGUGUUUGGCCCUCAGUCACAGUCUGCCUUCGGUCUGGAACAACAACAUGUAUAUCAAAUUUUGUCGUAAUGUAAGUGGAGGUCAUGCCAAAUUACCAGAGGAGGCAAAAAAGUUAACGGUAGAAUUGAAGAAACAGCUUGAGCAAGAUCUGAAGGUCCGGAGCAAUCUUGGUGUGUACCGGGCCUUUUGCUUAGUGCUGUCUCUCAUCUGUCUGGUUCUACUGAUGGUCAUCAUCGCCCUCUGUAUCAAAUUGCAAUCCCAGCCCCCGGUCUGCCAUGAGACUGAAAAAUGGAUUGAGGCCAAAGAGGAGGGGGGUAAUGUGAAUGGUGAAAGGAAUGAUGGGAAGGAGGAGGGGUCUCAGAUCUUUCAGAUAUGCAGCCUCCAGAAAUGCCAAGCACAUUACUCAGAACAAUUCAGCCUUGACUGCAACAAAUGUGAAAAGGGCUGGCAGUACUUUGAAAGCACCUGCUACUUCCUCUCCCAGAACAGAAUGACAUGGAACGGGAGCAGGGAUGAGUGUAAAAGGAGAGGGGGAGAUCUGGCCGUCAUAAGUAACCAAAGAGUCCAGACCUUCCUAACGAAGAAUGGGAACCUGAUGUACUGGAUCGGCCUGAGACAGAGAACAGGGACCUGGGUCUGGGUGAACAACACUGCACUGGGGCACAGUUACUGGUCAGAGUCCAGUAGACAGUACGACUGUGGCAUAAUAAAGGGCAAGGAUCCUCCAGAGAGAAGUUGGAACUCCUCACCUUGUCAUGUCAACAGCUUCUACAUCUGUCAAAAGGGCGCUAGAGGACAGGUUACUACAUCACCAGGCUCUGGUCUUUGAGAGCUGCAGGAUGCGUGUGCUUCUGUUACAACCCAGCAAUAACACACAUGAUUCUGGUAGUCUGUUGAUCAUCAUGAUUAGCAGGCUCAACAUGUAGUCAACAGGGUGCAUGGUUACUGCCACCAACCAGCCAGGAGCAGACCAAGCUACCUUCUGAAACAGUAUCUAUGUCAUAUAUAAUUCAUUCUAAAUCAAUACAAUUUUCUCCAUCAAUAGCCUUGAUCCAACUGUAUUACAUGAAUCUAUAAUUCAUCAUAUAAUAUCAGGAAUGUUAUACAUAAUUAUAUUAAACUUAUGAAAUCAAGUAUC